AGCGCCUCGUCUUUAGACACCUGACACACCAGCUGGUCCCUGUCGAUGGAGACGACUGUCUGUUUUUUUAAAAAUCUGGGGCUCUCGCACAGUAUCCUGUCCAGCAUCUCUACGUCUUGGCUGUUUCUCAGCACCCAGUCAUGCAGGAGACUUUUACAUCCACAAGAUGUCGUCCUGCUCCACAAGAUGUCGUCCUGCUUCUCCUGACCCCAGUAAAAGGUGACGGCAUUCCUGGAUCCUCCCUUUUCUUUUCCUCCAGGUUAUUCCUUGAGGAUGCCCAGUUUCUGGAGUUCAAAAAUGGCUAAUGCAGGAAUACAACUUCUUGGCUUCACUUUGGCUUUCUUCGGCUUCAUCGGCACAAUAGCAUCCACAGUCAUGGUGGAGUGGAAAGCUUCGUCCUACGCAGGAGACAACAUCAUCACAGCUCAGGCGCUGUAUGAAGGGCUGUGGAAGACCUGUGUGUCUCAGAGUACUGGACAAGUUCAGUGUAAAGUGUACGAUUCCCUCCUACAACUACCAGGGAUCGUACAGGGUGCACGAGGCCUGAUGUUGUCCUCCAUCUUGCUGUGCUUUAUUUCCAUUUUGGUGGCGGUGGUGGGCAUGAAGUGCACCACUUGUAUGUCAGAGCUUCCUGAGCAGAAGGAUAAAGUGGCUCUGAGUGGAGGAAUUAUCUUCAUUAUUGCUGGUCUGCUUGCUCUGGUGGGAACGUCCUGGUACGGCCACAGAAUAGCGCAGGACUUCUACAACCCGUUUACUCCAACUAACGCCAGGUAUGAGUUUGGGAGCGCUCUGUUUGUCGGCUGGGGAGCUGCCUGUCUCAUCAUUAUAGGAGGCGGCUUUCUCUGCUGCAGCUGCCCCAACAAGGGAUCAGGAAAAGCUCCUCGUUACCCAGCAUCUCACUCUGCAGCGCCGUCAGGCCGAGACUACGUCUAGGAGACAAUCGGUCCAUCCAGCGGUGGUGGAGCAAAUUCACAGAGGCAUUUUUCACACUUGUUUACUGUUUUUCAGCGUGUAUAUUUGCAGGUGUUGUAGUUGGUGUAUGUCAGUGUUUGUCAGGAAACUAAUUAGAUCAUUAGAGUCCACACAAAACAGCAAAACUCUGCAAACCAUAAUAAUAAUGAAAAAAGUAAAUUACAAAUAUUAAAUAUUUUAAUUGACACUUGAAAUACUCAUUAUAUUAACUAAGAACUGAAGUAAAACUAAAAUUGAGUACAUUUUAAAUUUAAAUUAUUUAAAUCUGGAACAUUUGAAUUUCAAGAUUACAAAAAAGUAGCUCAGAAUAUCAUUUCAGACAUCUCAGGGUUUGUUUGUUUUUUGCCAUAGCUAACAGCUAUUUUAAUAUAAAUUUGUCAAGUGACACUGUUUCUUUGCUGUUUGUUUUUUAGAAUCUUACUAUUAUUCCUUUAUGUCAUGUAAAAUAAAAUCCCUAUUGCUUUUCUAUGAAGGGAUGAUUUUUAUUUUGUCAGUGCUUGGCUUUGUUUGACGCAUAUCAUAUACUUGUCUAUAGUAAAAUCAACUGGAGGGGAAACAGAAGAUUGUAUGCAGCCAAGAAAAUGUGCAAGUUAACAAAACAGCUGGCCAGUAGUUCACGUUCUGCAGUGUUAGAGCGCCACCAUGGCGUUAAUAUGUGCCUUUGUGAGUAUUUUUAAUAUUAUAUUUUGAUGCAAAUGGCAAAUUUUUAGCAUUUUUUUCAAGUGUUAAGGUGACACCCAAGCCUAAAUAUUGUGUCAAAAUAAAGAAGAAAAAAAAAAGUUUCUCACCUCCUCCAUGUUUCCUCAACCCAGCAAGCAGGAAAUGUUCCCACAACAUUGGCAAACAAUACCCACAAAUUCUAAUGAUUUUUUCAAAAAUUAAAACAUUUUAGUCCAAUGUUCAAAUAAUGUUGCAAAGACAUCUUUCAUUUCAAAUAAUAUUCCGAGGUUCCUUUGUUAAAAGUAGACAGAAUGUUUGGAUUGGAACAUUCAGACAUUUGGAGGAUUUGGACAAUAUGCUCAAGAUGUUCUCGAAGCAUCAAGAAGAGAUUAAAGGACGUCUUUGUUUCAUAAAAGUUCCUGUAAUGUAAUAUAUUAACAAAGGUGGAACAUUUUGACUGUAAUAUUCUUAAGUUGUUGUUGUUGUUGUUCACAUUACAGAACAAUCUUCCACAAAACAAUCCCCACAAUGUUUCAUAAUAACCCAGGAAGGAUGCUCUUAAUGCAACAUUGGGCAAAAGAUUUUUUUUUUAAAAUGUCUUUAGAGAAUCUUUUUCAGUCUUUAAUAAGAACAUUCUGGGAACUAAAACAAAAACCCACUAGCUAAAAAGAUUACUAAAACUUUGCAGAACUUUCUUAGAACAUUUUUAGACAAAAAAAACCAAACAACAACAAAAAUAAAUGAAUAACAAUGGACACCUUCACAAUCAUCUCACCAUGGAGGGACGAGACCUCUUGAAUGAAUUUGUCUGUAAUGUGUUUUAGUCGUAAUAAUGUGAAACUGGCAGCACAGAGAAACACACAAAUUCUUCUCUGCACAGCACAGAGGUAAUUUAGAGGUGAGAAUCUUUAGCAGGUGAAACAGAGAACAGUUUCUCACUUUAGAGUCGUCUGACGUUUUAAAAGCAUGGAAAUUUAAAAUCAAUGUCAUCUGGAAAGGAUAUUUAAAAAAAAAAAAAAAAGAUGUGUAGCCGUGAGAGCAGCAGAAAUGUGUCGCCUUGGGGAAGACAAACCUCGUCCAAACACUGAGAGGUGGAGCAGCUCCUGACACAAAUACCUCCAACCACCAGCUCUUGUCCCAACAGGCCAGAUCACAGGAGAAAAGUUCAGGAGAGUCAAAGAAUUUACACCCACUUUUGUUUGGCACAAGCAUCGGGCUGCAUGUUUCUCUACGUCAAAGAAUUAAAGAACAUUUCAGCCUCACAUACCGACGAUAUAUUAAAACACAGAACAUGAUUUUAAUAUAUUGCAAUAAAAAUACACAGUUGUCAAAGCCAAAACACACAGUGGAGGGAUUCUGCAGGAGAGGGCGCCACCAUAUGGUGAUCUUUGAAUCAAACAUCAGGGAACUGUACAAGACUUAGACUCAAUAAACAGCACAACUUCGACAGUUAAAUAAUGUGAAUAUGUAUGGACAUUAAGAUUUAACUUGUUAACCCUUAGAUGUAUAAGUGGGUCAAAAAUGACCCCGUGAGGUCUUGCAAUAUCUUUGUAAUGAAAAGUUUUUAUCAUGUCAAUUUCAAGCUAUUCCUCAAUAAACAUGUUUUUGAUACAA
Messenger RNA from Acanthochromis polyacanthus (spiny chromis), 3246 nucleotides. It is a transcript of the gene cldn1, whose product is annotated as claudin 1. Lineage: Eukaryota; Metazoa; Chordata; Actinopteri; Pomacentridae. The coding region runs from base 274 to 933 and encodes 219 amino acids. Gene Ontology annotation, cellular component: bicellular tight junction; plasma membrane. Gene Ontology annotation, molecular function: structural molecule activity. The record is from RefSeq and is a predicted model, not a curated record. The transcript has 6 exons. Gene Ontology annotation, biological process: bicellular tight junction assembly; cell adhesion.